AUGUACGAAGAGAACAAAAACCGCAAAGAAGACCUGCAAAUCAGAUAUACAGAAGGUAAGAUGGACAGGGUUUUGGUUUUGGUUGCCAUAACCCUUCUUCACACAGUUCUCACAUUUCCCACAUCGCUUUCGGAAAAUGAAGCAAGAGAUUCAACUUCCAACAGCGGACCUCUGAGCACAAUAACAGAGGUCCCAAUCUGUGACGGAGACGAAGGAAAUAAAUUAGCUUUAUGUCACGGAAAUGCGACAGUUACAGAAAAGACUACCAAUAACACAACGGUGAGAAUAUAUAAAGCGAAAGACAAUUCCAACACGACAACAAUAAGAAGGACUACGCAGGAAACGAACAGAAACUCUACAUGUAUAAUGGUGUGGAAGGAUGCAAUUACCUCUACAACUACAUACACAAGAGUAGUUUUAACCGAAAUAACCACUAUAAAUACCAAUGGCCCAAAACUAACUGAAUCGGCUACUAGUGUUCUUCCAGUUAGGUUCACAACCAUUACAACUCCUACAUCUCCACUUCAAUGGACAACGGAAACUUUCAAAGGAAACACGACUGGAAACGCUACGACAUCGACAACCAUAGGUCGUACAACAACUAUAGAGCCCAGAACUACGACAACGACUGCAGAGUUUACAACAACUAGAGAGCCAACGACAACAACAACAGAACCGACGACGACAACGACUAUAGAGCCAACGACAACAACUAGAGAGCCGACGACGACUACGACGGUAGAGCCUACAACCACAACUAGAGAACCGACGACAACAACUAGAGAACCGACGACGACUACGACGGUAGAGCCUACAACCACAACUAGAGAGCCAACGACAACAACGACGAUAGAGCCAACGACAACAACGACGAUAGAGCCAACGACAACAACUAGAGAACCGACGACGACUACGACGGUAGAGCCUACAACCACAACUGGAGAGCCAACGACAACAACUAGAGAACCGACGACGACUACGACGGUAGAGCCUACAACCACAACCAGAGAGCCAACGACGACUACGACGGUAGAGCCAACGACAACAACUAGAGAGUCGACGACGACUACGACGGUAGAGCCAACGACAACAACUAGAGAGCCGACGACGACUACGACGAGAACCGACGACGACACGACGAUAGAGCCACACACACGAGAGCCAACGACAACAACUAGAGAACCGACGACGACUACGACGGUAGAGCCUACAACCACAACCAGAGAGCCAACGACAACAACUAGAGAGCCGACGACGACUACGACGAGCCUACGAGAGCCAACGACAACAACUGGAGAGCCGACGACGACUACGACGGUAGAGCCUACAACCACAACCAGAGAGCCAACGACAACAACUAGAGAACCGACGACGACUACGACGGUAAAGCCUACAACCACAACCAGAGAGCCAACGACAACAACUAGAGAACCGACGACGACUACGACGGUAGAGCCUACAACCACAACCAGAGAGCCAACGACAACAACUAGAGAGCCGACGACGACUACGACGGUAGAGCUUACAACCACAACUGGAGAGCCAACGACAACAACUAGAGAGCCGACGACGACUACGACGGUAGAGCUUACAACCACAACUAGAGAGCCAACGACAACAACUAGAGAACCGACGACGACUACGACGGUAGAGCCAACAACCACAACUAGAGAGCCAACGACGACUACGACGGUAGAGCCUACAACCACAACUGGAGAGCCAACGACAACAACUAGAGAACCGACGACGACUACGACGGUAGAGCCUACAACCACAACCAGAGAGCCAACGACGACUACGACGGUAGAGCCUACAACCACAACUAGAGAGCCAACGACAACAACGACGAUAGAGCCAACGACAACAACUAGAGAACCGACGACGACUACGACGGUAGAGCCAACGACAACAACUAGAGAGCCGACGACGACUACGACGGUAGAGCCUACAACCACAACUAGAGAGCCAACGACAACAACGACGAUAGAGCCAACGACAACAACUAGAGAACCGACGACGACUACGACGGUAGAGCCAACGACAACAACUAGAGAGCCGACGACGACUACGACGGUAGAGCCUACAACCACAACUAGAGAGCCGACGACGACUACGACGGUAGAGCCUACAACCACAACUAGAGAGCCAACGACAACAACGACGAUAGAGCCAACGACAACAACUAGAGAACCGACGACGACUACGACGGUAGAGCCAACGACAACAACUAGAGAGCCGACGACGACUACGACGGUAGAGCCUACAACCACAACUAGAGAGCCGACGACGACUACGACGGUAGAGCCUACAACCACAACUAGAGAGCCAACGACAACAACGACGAUAGAGCCAACGACAACAACUAGAGAGCCAACGACAACAACGACGAUAGAGCCAACGACAACAACUAGAGAACCGACGACGACUACGACGGUAGAGCCUACAACCACAACUGGAGAGCCAACGACAACAACUAGAGAACCGACGACGACUACGACGGUAGAGCCUACAACCACAACUAGAGAGCCAACGACAACAACGACGAUAGAGCCAACGACAACAACUAGAGAGCCAACGACAACAACGACGAUAGAGCCAACGACAACAACUAGAGAACCGACGACGACUACGACGGUAGAGCCAACGACAACAACUAGAGAGCCGACGACGACUACGACGGUAGAGCCUACAACCACAACUAGAGAGCCGACGACGACUACGACGGUAGAGCUUACAACCACAACUAGAGAGCCAACGACAACAACGACGAUAGAGCCAACGACAACAACUAGAGAGCCAACGACAACAACGACGAUAGAGCCAACGACAACAACUAGAGAACCGACGACGACUACGACGGUAGAGCCUACAACCACAACUGGAGAGCCAACGACAACAACUAGAGAACCGACGACGACUACGACGGUAGAGCCUACAACCACAACUAGAGAGCCAACGACAACAACGACGAUAGAGCCAACGACAACAACUAGAGAGCCAACGACAACAACGACGAUAGAGCCAACGACAACAACUAGAGAACCGACGACGACUACGACGGUAGAGCCUACAACCACAACUGGAGAGCCAACGACAACAACUAGAGAACCGACGACGACUACGACGGUAGAGCCUACAACCACAACUAGAGAGCCAACGACAACAACUAGAGAGCCGACGACGACUACGACGGUAGAGCCUACAACCACAACUGGAGAGCCAACGACAACAACGACGGUAGAGCCAACGACAACAACUAGAGAACCGACGACGACUACGACGAUAGAGCCAACGACAACAACUAGAGAGCCGACGACGACUACGACGGUAGAGCCUACAACCACAACUAGAGAGCCAACGACAACAACGACGGUAGAGCCAACGACAACAACUAGAGAACCGACGACAACAACGACGAUAGAGCCAACGACAACAACUAGAGAGCCGACGACUACUACGACGGUAGAGCCUACAACCACAACCAGAGAGCCAACGACAACAACUAGAGAGCCGACGACGACUACGACGGUAGAGCCUACAACCACAACUAGAGAGCCAACGACAACAACGACGAUAGAGCCAACGACAACAACUAGAGAACCGACGACGACUACGACGGUAGAGCCUACAACCACAACUAGAGAGCCAACGACAACAACUAGAGAGCCGACGACGACUACGACGGUAGAGCCUACAACCACAACUAGAGAGCCAACGACAACAACGACGAUAGAGCCAACGACAACAACUAGAGAACCGACGACGACUACGACGGUAGAGCCUACAACCACAACUAGAGAGCCAACGACAACAACGACGAUAGAGCCAACGACAACAACUAGAGAACCGACGACGAGUACGACGGUAGAGCCUACAACCACAACUAGAGAGCCGACGACAACAACUAGAGAGCCGACAACGACUACGACGGUAGAGCCAACGACAACAAUUAGAGAACCGACGACAACAACUAGAGAGCCGACGACGACUACGACGGUAGAGCCAACGACAACAACUAGAGAACCGACAACGACUACGACGGUAGAGCCAACGACAACAAUUAGAGAACCGACGACAACAACUAGAGAGCCGACGACGACUACGACGGUAGAGCCAACGACAACAACUAGAGAACCGACGACGACAACGACGAACUUGGAACUAAAUUCUUCAACCGGAGAGUCUAAGACUACUACAUUUGUUAUACUCAUAAGCACCUUCAUAAAGCAGUUAAAGAACAAUAUUCAUUGUCUUUUUGUGGCAGAUAUGUACGCUUUUGGAAGGAAUGAAAGUAGAUAUGUCAAGGAAAAGCAACUCAUAAAUGAGAUCAGCCUCCGUUUGUUCCAACUCACAGAAGCAUCGACAGCUGGUAUUGCCGUUUAUGGAUUCGUUCCUGAGACACGCAUCAAUCUUAAUUCUGCGCUCAACAACAUGGCUGUUUCACACGAAAAGUUCUCUAAAAAUCUUGAACAAAGUGCCAGGAUCGGAGACAACGUCGAGCAUUCAAACACACAAGAAGCCAUUUACGACAUCAAACACUUCAAGAAUUUGAAUGGUCGGGCUAAUUGCUUAGUAUUCUUUUCGGCACGAAAGAACACCUAUGGACUGCCAAGGUUGAUUCUGAAUCCAGAAUGGAAGAGAAUCGUUGCUGUGGGAUUUGAUGACAACAACCUGAGCGAUAUCGUAGAAUGGCCACAGGGAACUUCACUGAUGAUCCCAGAAUCCUUUACGAGAAAACAUGUGGACAUGGUGGUUGAAGACGUCCUAGAAGGUGGAAGUCUAAAUCAUCGGACCGAAAACCUCGUGCUUGUUUGCCUCGAGAGACUCAACUUCUUUCAUGUUUCUGCAGAAGUUCUGGCGGAAAAGGCAGCGCUAAGACCGUUUUGCAAAUCUUCUUGUCCGGAAGAUGGAUGCAGUUUUAAAAAUCAUAAUCCUUGCACUGUUCUUUGUUACAUCCGAGUCACUUGCAGGAAAAUCGCCAAAGAACAGGGAUGUAGUGCCAAUAAAGGACAAUAUUCAUUGUCUUCUCGUUGCAGACCUCUUCAGUUACGGGAAGAAUGA
Necator americanus (New World hookworm) is the source of this 5061-nucleotide messenger RNA. RefSeq lists its product as uncharacterized. The coding region runs from base 1 to 5061 and encodes 1686 amino acids. The transcript has 15 exons. Lineage: Eukaryota; Metazoa; Nematoda; Chromadorea; Rhabditida; Ancylostomatidae. The record is from RefSeq and is a predicted model, not a curated record.